Molecule: messenger RNA, 735 nt
Organism: Trichophyton rubrum CBS 118892
Lineage: Eukaryota; Fungi; Ascomycota; Eurotiomycetes; Onygenales; Arthrodermataceae
Exons: 4
Coding region: 1-735 (244 amino acids)
Biological process (GO): protein modification by small protein conjugation; protein lipidation; macroautophagy
Cellular component (GO): intracellular anatomical structure
Molecular function (GO): Atg12 transferase activity
Source: RefSeq, a predicted model, not a curated record
AUGCCCAAGACUGAGGUCAACAGGCCAGAUAUGAAACUGUCGACUUUCCCGUUCUUGACUGGUGAUGAGUUCUCGCAGGCAUGUCGGGAAUUCAUACGCUUGGUGGAUGGCUGUGACCGCCAGCUGGAGUCCCUUGGAUGGACAAAGGCCAGAUUCGAUGAAACUGGCGCUGAACCUGUUUUGGUGGCGAGGAAAUAUACGGACAGCCAGCCUACAGAGUCUACAGAGACUGAACCAGACGUUGGCGGGGAAAAUGCGAAUAUUGAAGACGAAGAAGAUGCGAAUAUUGCCGAUGAAGAAACUAUAGAAGAUAUAGAAGAUGACCCUGAGGCUUUGGUUCGACGGCCAGUUUCUACUCGCAAAUGCGAAGUAGAGUAUCAUGUUAUGCUAUCCCCAACAUAUCGGGUCCCUGUGCUAUACUUCUUCCUGCCAGGAGGCCCACCGUGCGGACCAAAAGAGCUUCACAACAUGUACAACUCGCUAGUUCCAGCACAGUUCAGGUCCGAGUUGAGAGACGUAGGAGUCAUGGGAGGCGUAAGCAUCACUAACCACCCUCUGACCGGAAUACCGGUAUACUUUGUCCACCCAUGUGCUACCAGCGAAGCGCUAAAGAGUGUAGCAGGAGACAAGGAGCAGACGACUGAGACAUAUCUGCUAUUAUGGAUAGGGUUGGUAGGGAAUUGCGUCGGGCUAAACGUCCCGCUGGAACUUGUCGCACAAGCAGGAAAUUUAUAA